AUGGCGACGAUUUCGGCACCACAUUACAAGAGGACACUCAAUGCUUUCAAAGACUCAAUGAAAUGGCUCAGCAACGCUCUCAUGCGAUCGAAUGCCAGUCGACUUGACAGGGCGGAGGCCAUGUGGAAAAUGCGUGAUAUUGCACUCUUGUUGUCAGUGCUAGAACUAGAGGAUUUCGACCUACCUCAACAGCUACACCACGUGGAGUGGUUUUACAGGCAUUUGGGACAGACAUUUGUCCAAGUCAUCCUCGAUCGCAACCAAGGCAACAAUCCUGUCUUCGUUCGCUAUAGCCUCUGCAAAAGGAAACGCUAUGGUACAAACCGCAAGACUGUUUGGGUCGUUGCUUGGGAACGCGCUUUACGACAAAGAUAUCCGAGCUUUUGGACGUCCUACAGAAAGCCUUCCAAGAAUGCAUGUUACGGCAUUAUCAAGAGCAGGGAUUUGUGA
Lichtheimia ornata is the source of this 450-nucleotide messenger RNA. RefSeq lists its product as uncharacterized. The record is from RefSeq and is a predicted model, not a curated record. Bases 1 to 450 code for a protein of 149 amino acids. NCBI's taxonomy places the organism in Eukaryota, Fungi, Mucoromycota, Mucoromycetes, Mucorales, Lichtheimiaceae. The transcript is spliced from 4 exons.